AUGUCGAACCCUUCAAAUCCACCCUCGGGCACUUCCACCCCUCGAGCAUUCACCGCCCCCGGCACGACCGCCGAAGAACUCCUCAAAUCGCAGACGGUCGGCUUGGUCAAUCUCGCCGACUUUCGGAAACGGCGUGCCGACGUGCUAGAACAAAAGGACAAAGAGGCCCGGUCCGCGGGGGCAAACACACCCGACGUCGAAGAUGGCGAAGAUGCGGUGACAGGGCGAUCGGAUCAACCUCCCAAGAAAAGGAACAAGAAGAAAAAGAAAGCUGCCAUGGGCCUCUUGUCGUUUGGUGAAGAUGAAAACGAGGACGAUGAAGGCGGAACAUCUACACCUGCGGCGGCGCGCAGUUUGAGGACCUCAGCCGAAGCGUCGCCCGAACCGUCGAGCACUGCGCGAAAGCUGACGCCGAACCCGAAGUCUGGGCUACCGCCGCCACGGGCACUGACGAAGGCCGCACUCGCUGCGGAGGCGGCCGAACGAGAGAGACUGAGAAAAGAGUUCCUCGAGAUGCAGGAGGCGGUGAAAGAGAGCGAGAUUGCCGUGCCUUUUGUCUUUUACGACGGCGCGAACAUACCCGGUGGCACUGUCAAAGUGAAGAAGGGCGAUCACAUUUGGUUGCUGUUGGAGCGGUGUAGGAAAGUCGGCGCCGAGUUGGGUGUCAGUGGCAGCGCGAACGGGAGUGGUGCGAGCCUGAAGAGCAUUGAGAACAGUAAGAAACAAUGGGCUCGUGUCGGGGUCGACGAUCUGAUGUGUGUUCGAGGCGAGGUUAUUGUGCCCCAUCACUACGAGUUUCAUUACUUUAUCGCCAACAAGAUCCCUGAUCCGGCGAGGGAGGGUCGGCUGUUGUUCGAUUACUCAAACACGGUGGACAAGAAAGACCAGGAUGCACCGUUGUUGCGUGUACCUGGACAAGAGGAGAUUGAGGGACAGAAUGACGAUCCAACGUUGACAAAGGUCGUAGAUCGGAGGUGGUAUGAGAGGAAUAAACACAUUUACCCAGCCAGCUUGUGGAAAGAGUUCAAGGUUGGCAAAGAAUUCGAAGAGAUGGCAAAGGGUAGAAGAGAUGCUCAGGGAAAUGCUUUCUUCUUUGGUUGA
Molecule: messenger RNA, 1101 nt
Organism: Exophiala oligosperma
Lineage: Eukaryota; Fungi; Ascomycota; Eurotiomycetes; Chaetothyriales; Herpotrichiellaceae
Exons: 3
Coding region: 1-1101 (366 amino acids)
Biological process (GO): chromatin organization
Cellular component (GO): nucleus
Source: RefSeq, a predicted model, not a curated record